This is a messenger RNA of Ipomoea nil (Japanese morning glory), 3698 nucleotides long. RefSeq names its product protein TPR2-like. The record is from RefSeq and is a predicted model, not a curated record. Gene Ontology annotation, biological process: regulation of DNA-templated transcription. Gene Ontology annotation, molecular function: protein binding. The transcript is spliced from 25 exons. Lineage: Eukaryota; Viridiplantae; Streptophyta; Magnoliopsida; Solanales; Convolvulaceae. Bases 1 to 3417 code for a protein of 1138 amino acids.
AUGUCUUCCUUGAGUAGGGAACUGGUUUUCUUAAUCCUACAAUUCUUGGAUGAGGAAAAAUUCAAAGAGACAGUUCAUAAAUUGGAGCAAGAAUCUGGUUUUUACUUCAAUAUGAAAUAUUUUGAGGAGCAAGUUCAAGCCGGUGAAUGGGAUGAAGUAGAACGCUACUUAAGUGGGUUUACAAAGGUUGAGGACAACCGCUAUUCAAUGAAGAUUUUCUUUGAAAUAAGAAAGCAGAAAUAUCUUGAAGCUCUGGACAAACAAGAUCGAGUAAAAGCUGUUGACAUUCUUAUAAAGGAUCUCAAAGUUUUUGCCUCGUUUAAUGAAGACCUGUUCAAGGAGAUUACCCAGUUACUGACUCUUGAUAACUUUAGGCAGAAUGAGCAGCUUUCCAAAUAUGGGGACACAAAGUCUGCACGAAAUAUUAUGUUGGUUGAACUAAAAAAACUUAUAGAGGCAAAUCCUUUGUUCCGCGACAAGCUCACAUUACCAUCAUUUAAAGCUUCUCGAUUGCGGACUUUGAUAAAUCAGAGUCUUAACUGGCAACAUCAAUUAUGCAAGAACCCACGUCCAAACCCUGAUAUCAAAACACUUUUUACUGAUCAUACUUGCGCUUCUACCAAUGGAGCUCGACCUCCUCCACCUAGUAAUACUCCUCUUGCUGGGCCUGUUCCAAAACCUGGAGCCUUUCCUCCUCUUGGAGUCCAUAGCCCUUUCCAGCCAGUUGUUUCUCCUUCUCCAAGUGCCAUUGCUGGAUGGAUGACAAGUGCAAGUCCUGCCAUACCUCAUGCUGCAGUUGCCCCAGGCCCUCCAGGAAUUGUGCAGCCCACUGGUGCCGCUGCAUUCCUAAAACAUCCUAGGACCCCCCCUGGUGUUCCUGGAAUGGACUAUCAAACGGCUGAUUCAGAGCAUCUGAUCAAAAGAAUUCGAGCUGGCCAAUCGGAUGAGGUUUCAUUUUCCGGGUCAACUCAUCCACCAAAUAUCUACCCUCCAGAUGACCUUCCCAAAACUGUUGUGCGGAAUCUUAGCCAAGGAUCCAAUGUUAUGAGCAUGGACUUCCAUCCCCAACAGCAGAUGAUCCUUUUAGUUGGAACAAAUGUUGGUGACAUAAGUGUUUGGGAAGUUGGUUCUCGGGAAAGGUUAGCACAUAAGACCUUCAAGGUUUGGGAUGUCUCAGCCUGUUCAAUGCCAUUACAGACAGCUUUGGUGAAAGAUGCAACUGUAUCUGUCAAUCGAUGUGUAUGGGGCCCAGAUGGGGCUAUACUUGGCGUUGCUUUCUCCAAGCACAUAAUUCAAAUAUAUACUUACAGUCCAUCAGGAGAGUUGAGACAACAUUUAGAAAUUGAUGCUCAUAUUGGUGGUGUUAAUGAUAUUGCCUUUGCUUAUCCGAACAAGCAACUCUGCAUAGUCACGUGUGGUGAUGACAGGUUGAUUAAGGUUUGGGAUGCUGUAGCUGGUCGUAGACUAUACAUGUUUGAAGGACAUGAAGCACCAGUCUAUUCUGUCUGCCCUCACUAUAAAGAGAACAUUCAGUUCAUCUUCUCCACUGCAAUUGAUGGUAAAAUAAAAGCAUGGCUUUAUGACUGCAUGGGGUCACGAGUAGAUUAUGAUGCUCCUGGACUUUGGUGUACAACAAUGGCUUAUAGUGCCGAUGGGACUAGACUUUUCUCCUGUGGAACUAGCAAAGAAGGUGAAUCAUACCUUGUUGAGUGGAAUGAGAGUGAAGGAGCUAUCAAGAGGACAUAUUCUGGAUUUAGGAAGCGAUCUUUAGGAGUUGUGCAAUUUGACACAACAAGGAACCAUUUCUUAGCUGCAGGAGAUGAGUUUCAGAUAAAGUUUUGGGAUAUGGAUAACAUAAACAUGCUUACAUUUACUGAUGCUGAUGGUGGAUUGCCAGCUAGUCCUCGACUAAGGUUCAAUAAGGAAGGGUCGUUGCUGGCUGUUACAACUAGUGACAAUGGAAUCAAGAUCUUGGCAAAUAAUGAUGGGCAACGCAUGCUAAGGAUGUUAGAGAGUAGGCCACUUGAAGGUUCUCGUGGUCUUUCUGAAGCUGUCAAUAUUAAACCUCAAAUUGCUGGAUCGUUAGGUCCUAUUCCCAAUGUACCUAGCUCAAUGACCCCAAUGCUGGACCGUGGUGACAGAAUGCAGCAAUCGAUGUCCAUUGGCAACCUGGCCACGAUGGAAAGCAAUAGGAUCCCCCCUGAUGUAAAACCUAGGACUGCAGACAAUGCUGACAAAGUUAAAAGCUGGAAGUUCCCUGACAUAACCGAGCCAUCUCAACUUAAAUCCCUAAGGUUGCCUGAUCCUUUGACAGCAAGCAAGGUUGUGCGGCUUCUCUUUACAAAUUCUGGGCUUGCAUUGCUGGCACUGGGGUCCAAUGCUGUUCACAAGCUUUGGAAGUGGCAACGAAAUGAGCGUAACCCAUCUGGAAAGUCUUCUGCUUCCAUUGUGCCACAAUUAUGGCAGCCUAGCAGUGGGGCUCUCAUGUCUAAUGACUCAAGUGAUGCAAAAUCAGCUGAAGAGCCUGCUGCAUGCAUUGCUUUAUCUAAGAAUGAUUCUUAUGUCAUGUCUGCUUCUGGUGGGAAAGUUUCCCUGUUUAACAUGAUGACGUUUAAGGUUAUGACAACUUUCAUGCCUCCACCUCCAGCUGCCACCUAUUUGGCAUUUCACCCGCAGGACAAUAACAUUAUUGCUGUUGGAAUGGAAGACUCAACCAUACAAAUAUACAAUGUCAGGGUUGAUGAGGUUAAAACUAAGCUCAAGGGUCACCAGAAACGGAUCACAGGGCUUGCAUUUUCUCAGAGCUUGAAUGUGCUGGUGUCUUCGGGGGCUGAUGCACAGCUAUGUAUCUGGAACAUUGAUGGAUGGGAAAAGAAAAAGGCGAGGCUCGUACAGGCACCUCCUGGACACCCUACUCCCCUUGUUGGAGAAGCUAGAGUUCAAUUCCAUAAUGAUCAAUCUCACAUUCUUGUAGUUCAUGAAAGCCAAAUUGCGAUUUAUGAUACCCAACUCGAAUGUCUGCGUUCAUGGUAUCCAAGGGACUCACUUUCUGCUCCUAUAUCAAGUGCAAUAUAUUCGUGUGAUGGUAUGUUGGUGUUUGCUGGUUUCUCCGAUGGAGCAAUUGGAAUAUUUGAUGCAGACAGUUUCAGGCUUCGGUGUCGAAUUGCAGCAUCUGCUUAUAUUUCUUCGUCUAUUGGCAGCAGCAGUGGUUCUGCCUUUCCCGUAGUGAUUGCUGCACACCCUUCUGAUGCAAACCAAUUCGCGCUGGGCAUGAACGAUGGUUCGGUAAAUGUGAUUGAGCCAUCAGACGCGGAGCCAAAGUGGGGCAGUUCGACCUCCCAAGAUAACGGAUCUGUACCUUCGAUUCCCUCAAGUUCGGCGUUGAAUAGUCAGCCAUCCGAAACUGGUUCUAGGUGAUAGUUGUUCUACAAAAGGUUUUGUUUCUGCAACUAGGGUGCUCAACUGGUUCUUUAAUGUAAAGUUACAUAAUGCCUAAUUCUUUUUCCUCUUUUGACAAUUCUUUUGGACUUCUCUGUACAUUUAUGCCCCAACCUAGUUGCCAAGCCUCACCUUCCAUAUUUAAAGGUUAACAACCCUUGCUCUUUGUUCUGUUUGAUUGGUGUAGGAAUUAGGAUAGACAAUAUAAUAUUCACUGCAAUUCUCUCCCUUUUCCUUACAUAAUAUGAUGAAUUAAUCAA